GCAGCAUCAGCGCCGGGCGUACGUGGAGCCUUGGAGCAUCACUGGGGAGAGCGCACACAUCCACCACAAAGAGCAGGCUGAAAUAACGCGACGACACUUGAACGAUUAUUUUAUAAACGCGUCCUCUUACUGAUUUUUAUUUUUAUUAUCUUUGUGUUGGUUUUAUUUUCAUUCUUAUACUGGAGGAGGCGAAAAAACAACCGAGCAAAGCUUCACUGCGGCUAAUCAAUUUCCUUUUUCCAGACCUGGGAAUUACAAUGAAACAUGUAGGUGACACAUUUCCAUUCACUAUCCGCGAAUCACAAUAGGGAUCCCAGCGGAGGCGACAAAGAAGGAAGCAGGGGAAAAUGGUGACGGGUGCCGCAUCUAUAGGAUCAGCAUCCUCCUCUCCGUGGAGCCCCUGCGUAAAAGAAAAAUCAGUGUGAAAGCCGGUGAAGAAGUGGACGCGAACCUGUGAGAGACGGGAAGACUUGAAGAAACAGAGUAAAGGAUCUGAUCCGGACCGUCCCUGUGCCAAGUGGAGGUUUUCCUGGAGGACUUUCUCAGCUGUUUUCAGAGCCGAGGCUCUGAACACUUCCUGCUCCUUUUCCACUCUUUUUAUUUUUAUGUGGUUGGAAUCACGAUUUCUGACUGCUCUUUUGUUCCAAUCACAACCAAAACCAGGUGCCAAACCGACUGUGUCAAGAGAAGAAGCAAAAAAAUCUACAACUCUUCAUAUAAAGAGUUUAUUUAGUCACCCAGCUUUGGAUACAUCACCCACAAAUACAUUAAAACAUCCAACGUCCCAUUAAAACCACAUUGAAUUUCAAGAUAACGUCUGUAAAAGUUUAUAUAUCCAUUCCGUUUGGUCGAUGUUUGCUGCUUUUAAUGUUAGAACUUCGUGAUUUUUCUCACUGGGGCGGCGAUCAGUGCAUUAUUGGUUCAAAGUGCUUUAUAGACAAAUCCUCCAGCUGUCGGUCUGCUCAUGGUUAUGCAUAGCAGAGGAGGCGUGUGGUAAGCUGUGAUAACUCUGACGGCGUUUGACUGACAGGCAACACGAGCCACAUCAAACAGAUAAACAGAGGCAACACCACCGCCACCGCUGCUGCUAUCUCAAAGGCUCGGAGGUACGCCGUCGUUUCAGUCUGCGCUGUGAAACACUGUUGACACUUUGCCUAUCUCCUUCUUCCAGUCGCUUCUACGAGAGAGGCCUCUCGCCCUUUUGUCGUCUUCUGUUUCUUCCACACGUGGCUCUUGAUUACGCCGCGCCGAACAACCUAAAAAGCCCCCUUUAUCUACUCCCAGUGACCUCUUACACCUUUUUUGCGUUCUUCCUUUUAUUCUAUUAAAAACAUGCAAUUUAAAACCUUUCACUGUACUUUCAUUUUUUUGUGGAAGGAAAUCAAAUUUGUAAAGAUAUUUAAAAAUAACAAAAAAGAACAUAACCUAAAGCCAUACUGAACACCAGCCAUACGAAUACAUUUACAGAGCUCACGAUGUUGAAGGUCUCUACAACAAAGUGAUCCUCAGUCACGUCGGUGCACGCACACACACAUUCAGGGAGUCGAUGAAGAAACUGCUAGUGACCCGAAAUUUCAUUCCUUUGGAUGAAAGAGCGGCUUUGUAAGUUUUUUCUACCUGCGUGUUUUUAGAUCGCACAGCCUGUGGUGUCAAGCGUGGCAGUGGUCGUGUCGAGUUCCCAUCAUCACCCUGCGUUCCUCUGUCUUGACGGAUGAAUCCGGACAGUUUCAUGUCUGUUCUGUGGGCAGAACCUCGCUGCCCUGCUAGAACCGGGCCCAAGCCCUCCUUCGUCCUCUUCUGCUGGGCCAAGCUAAAUUCAGAGCAAAGACACUCGCGCGAGGGUAUCAAACGCACAUAGAUCCUCGCUUUGUUCUGUCGUCUCUUCCUGUAAUUCAUCCACCAGAUCCUCGCCAUCGAUCACUCUUUUGUGAAUGCCUUGACACGCUCGCUUAAUGAACUGAUGUCUGUCCUCCGGUAGCUGCUGGAAGGACUUCUUUCUUAUAGAUUUGAUGCUGCUUAAUGCCGUCAGUGAUAGUACCUUUAUUAGUUGUGCUCACAGCCCACGACUCAUAAAUUCACCGUUCCAUUGUUCGAAACCAAAAUUUCAAGCAUACUGACCUUUACUGCUCCUCUUCCUCUAAAUUCUUUGAAAGGGAGAUUUGGUUUAUUGGGCAAACUGUGAGCGUGGCGUAAGAGAAGUUUAAGUAACAGCUUGUGCCAAAUUUACACGGACUUCCUCUCAGCUUGUUCACCAAACAGAGCUGAGAUCUCUAAAGCUGCCAGCACUGUUGUUUACAGACACGAGACACACGGAGCUCGAUGUUUAAUUUGAUUUCAUUUCCAUGUAUAAUUUUCACACAUUAGUUCUCCACCCAGGACAACAGAAGUGCCAAACUCCGAGAAGAAUACACCCAGCGUCUGUGAGAGCUCAUUGAAUACAAAGUUUACAUUCAGCACUAAAUGUUUACAGACCACAGUUUUCAUUGCAGUUUCUUACAUGACUUUUGUGCCAUAAACAGCUCCCAGAACACCCUGCAUUCAGAGACAUAGGACUCUUCUUCUGGACGAGUCAUUAUACGACGAGUUUACAGUUUUUCAUACUCAUUUUGUUUACAGAAAACGUCUCAAUACUGCCUGUUUUGAAGAUUUUAGGCCAACGGACUGUAAAACGGCACUUUGUCGACCGACAGACCAAAAUUAAACAUUUAAUACCUGCUGCCAUAAAACAAACCCACAUUAUUCUCUAUUUCUAAUCAAUUUUAAGUUAGAUUACUUUAGGUCUACAGCCAUUGUACAGACACAUCGCAUAGGGCCUAAAAAACUCUAAAAGACCUCAAUGUUUACAAACGCUGCUUAUGGGAAGGAUUUGUAUUCAGACGGAAAUGUUUACAUUCAGAUGACGGAGUGACACGCCAAACGCAUUCAUGAAACACUGCUCGAACAACGUGAAUCUGCUGAAAUCCAACCCAAGGGAUUAGUUCAUCAGACUGCAGAUAAAACUUUUCGUAAUGGAGGGUUUUUUUGGAGGAUCUCGCUGACAUUUGAAGCUGUUUGUGACUUUUUUGGCUCGAGAACUUUGUGAUAAAACAAUGACGUCUAAAAUAUUAAAGGGGAUGCUUUGCUUAUCCCUUAUCCUCUUGCUUUUCUCCUGCCUCGCUGUUUCCACUGUAACCAUCACCACUCGGCGACGCGCUGUCGAUGGUGAUAUCAGGACUCUGACCGGCAGGGGCGGCUCUGCCGCUUCUGGUAAAACGAGUACCACCUUGUUCCUCCUGACGGGCUACAAGCCGCCACUCCCACGGCUGCCUGCCGGACCCAAAGUGCCGCCAAAAGCGGCAGAGGUGGAGGACGGGGAUGAUCCACCGGUCAUGGCUGAGCUGCCACCAAAGCCCCUCCCUCAGUCCAUGUUGCCAAGGAACGUAACGGCAGCACUGAAGCCUCCCCUCGGUGCGGCCCAGGUGGCUCCAGCCCCGAGACAGCUGGUGGAUGUGGACCUGUGCAAGGGUUACUAUGAUGUGAUGGGGCAAUUUGACAACUCGUUCAACUGCUCCCAGGGCAGUUACAUCUACUGCUGCGGCACCUGCCACUACCGGUUCUGCUGCGAGCACCAGAGGAACCAGCUAGAUCAGGAUUCCUGCACCAACUACAAGUCCCCCGACUGGGCUGACCCGCAGGUCCCCGUCACUGUGCCCGCGGUGAAAACAGACCCCGACUUUGAGACGUUUCCGCAGCAGAGCAGCAGCACGGCCUAUGUGAUCGGAGGUGUGAUCUCCUUCACUGUGGUGGUGGCCGUGGGCGUCAGGAUUGCCUUCAGCAAGGUGGCUCGUCGACCCCGAAACCGAGACAUCAACAUGCCCAGAUCACUGGUGGAUAUCUUGCGUCACCAGUCGAGCCCCGUGCAGCAGGGCGAGAGGAACAACAGCACAGUGCUGACGACCACCUCAGACGGACGCACAUCCAAAAACCUGUACACCCCCAUCCUGCAGAUCAAAGACAACCGCACUGGGAACUUGCACCAUCAUUUUAACCAGCAGGGGUCUGCUUCCAGCCCCAAACACUCUGCUACCAUCGAGCGUGGAUCCCGCAUGAACAACACCCCCCAGCUCACUUCCGGGCCCACCCUGAUUUCUGGUAGCAGCAAAGGUGCGGGAGGCGGCGGCGGCAGCGUCUUGAGACACAACAGCAGCCACCCGUCUUUUUCGCACUCCUUCCACAACCUGGCUCAGCUGCCACCGUCCUACGAUGCAAACAUGAAACCUGAGAUCAACCGCUACAGCUCGCUGAAGAGGCUGGAGAAAGAACUUGAUGAGUAUUCCAGCUACUACAACUCCAAGCGCCGCUCCAACAACGCUCCGCCCUCCUUCUACUCCUCUCAGCACCACCUGCCCUUUGGAGGGGACUACACGCUGGGAUCCAGAGGCACGCUACCACUCCAUGGCUCUCGGCCCCACCUCCACAUGCCGCCCUCCACCCCCAACCCAUACCCGCUCCCCUCCCAGACACAUUACACCAGCUCCAGCUUCGAUAGGCCACCACGCCGUGUCCGUUCCCAGGACCAGCUGCUGGCAUUUGGGGAAGGCAACACUCUGUCCCGCCUGUCCAAGAACCAGCAACACCAGUACUACAAAGCCAUGAUGAGCACCAGCAGGAGCUCUACAUCACAGACGCUCCGCAGGUCCCAUGAGCGGCUCCUGGUCUCCCCUGACCGUCUGGAGGACCGGCUGAUGACGAUGGGUCUGCUGCCGGGAACGAGUGAGCGAGGGGGAGGAACCGGGAUGGUUCCCACCAUGGGCCGGCUCAGCCACCACCAGAAGGCUCAGUCACAGCAGAACAUUUGUGUCACGCCAUCCAUGGACCGCCACCACAUGAUCAAGAUGAACUCCCACCCCACAUCAGGCCACGAGCACGACCGCAGCACCACGACCAUGUCCGGCAUGGGCAUGCACGGUGGCUGGGACUCCCACGGCGGGACAGGUGGAGGCCACCCCAACGCCCGACGUAUGGCUUUCGCCAGCAAGAGGCAGAACACGAUUGAACAGCUGCACUUCAUCCCCGGAGGAGGUGGAGGCCAGGGACUCCGGACUGGGAGUAAGAAUGAGGUGACAGUGUGAGAGGAAGAGUGGUGGAGAAGAGGUGCAGAUGAAAAGAAGCUGAAGACCAGAUGAAGAGAGGGAAGCAGCGAGGUUUUUAGUGUGAAGAUAUGAGCAGGAAAUGGCAAAGAAACAAGCAAGUGGUUUGAUAUCAGCUGGCUCCCUCACAGGGCUGCUCUCAGCUGCACACAGCCCCCUUCAUAAAAUAAAAAGUGGUGGAUGGCAACAUUAGUGAGUAAAGCCAAUUGAUUCUCUCUUUGUCACUUGUGUAUUGGAAAAGAGAAAUUUCACCUAUUCUUUGUGAAGAGAAGACAAAUGCCCAAGUAAAGAGCAAAAAAAAAAAAGAAAAGAAAAAAGCAGUUAAAGGCUGCUGGGUAUUCGCUGUGACUUUUAUUGAAGGAUAUCCACUGAGUCAAAUUUGUUGAAUUGUCCUUGAGUUUUGUUGCGCUGUCCUCUGAGUCCUCGAGUGCUCCGACAGAAAUUCAUCCAUCUUUGAAUCCACUGUGGAUGUCAGAGCGCCGAGGCAGAGGCAGACGGGUUUGCUUGUCAGUGUAUUUAUACAAGUAUUUAAAACCAAACAAGUUGCUUUUGUAUGAAAUUAACCUGAUACUAUUACUACUACUACUAAUAAUAAUAAUAUUAGCAUAACUGAGCCCUGUAGGAUUUUGUGUAUACUUAGUUGAAAACAUAUUUAUCCUUUAGCCAGCCACUUUGUAAUGUAAAGACUGGUCAUAUGAUCAGUCUGUCAUUUCUUUCUCUAGUCGUGAUUGGACUAUCAAAGUAAAACUGCUGAAAUAAUGCAGCAGUUAACUCUCAUUUGAUUUCUUUAUAGCUCGAUUCACUCAAGCUAAAGAUAAAUAAAUAAAAUGAGCCGUUUAGAGACGAAAAGCAAGUCAAAGCGCUGCCAUAAAGGCCCAGUCACACCAGCAUUUCACGAAAACUCCCAAGAACUAAGUGCCAGUUAAUGAUAAAGGGAAGGAUAAAAAUAAAGAAGGUUGAGGAGCUAUUGUGAAUGUCUCAAGUUGCUACUUCUAAAACAUUUUGAAUCCAGAUGUUCGCCUGUGUUUCUGGUGUGACCGGGCUUUACAAGUGAAGUCCACUUUGCAGUAUGAUUUUAGCUGACUAUGCUCUUGUACAGUGAAAUCUAGUGGGUGUAUAUCAUCUAUGAAACAUUGUGUAAUUCGUAGGCUAAGAAAGUUUUGAACUGAGCCAAUCUCAUACAUUGACUGACUGACCAAACAUUCUUCAGCAACUGUAGGGUUUCCGCCAGUCUACCAUAGACUUAGCAGCUUUUUAAUUGACCACCUCCCACACUUUUAUAAACAAAAGCUACAUUUGUAACGUUAGCUAAUGUAUCUUAUUAUCCUGUUUUUAUUGUUACCCAUUUUUCAGAUCAGCUAAUAGUACAAUAAUUUAAAAAAGAAAAUAGAAAACAAUGUUAAACUUAAAGCAUUAGCUUUGGUGGACAUCUACUAUUUACAAAUGACAGUAAGCUACAUGAUUCCUAGCCAUAAGUGAACAACUAUAACCAUAUUGUGGGCUCUGUGGGUGGUAUAGCACAGUAAAGUGGGAAAAAACACUCAAUUUGUAUCCAGAGAUAUAAAGUGAGAGCUAACUGCAUAUUAAGUCUGACAUCAUUGGGCAUUUCUGGGUCCCAAAAGAAAAGAGUCAUUGAGGAAACUUUGAGAGUUAAAAAAUUCCAAAUUCCAAGCUUGAAUAAAAGGAUCUGUGCGCUCGUUCUCCCAGUAAAGUUUAACAUUCCAGCAAUCAUGGAAAAGAAGGUUUACUAAGCUGGAGUUAGAAUUAGGUUAGUUGAUCUUGUCAAGUGAAGCUAAGCUAGUUGACAUAUAACUGGUGCCAUUUGCCAUAUAGAGCUAUGUUUAGUCUAAAACAAACUAAUAUAAAGUCCAAGUUGAGGUUUCUCGCUGAGACCGAUGUCUUCAUUGAAUCAGACCAAGAAGCCAAGUCCAUCUUUUGUUUCCUAUGAUUUCAUUGACCGGAAGAAGGUAAUAAAAAUGGAACGCACUUCACCUAAGAUAACAUCUGAGCCUCAUCCAUGACACAAGGUUAUGAAAAAUGUAAAAAGUCCUGAGCCUAAGUUGACUGCUUACACUGAAAUCUUAGUCGGCACGCUAAAUAUUUUGUGUCUGAGACACCGUUAGCUCAUGGCUAGGAUAGCUAGCUUUGGAGGAAAAAAUUUUAAUAGUUUCUGAUUUUUGGUAAAGUGAUUUUGGAUGGCAGUUAUUAAGAUUUCAGAUGGAGCUGCAAUCAUUUUCAAAAACCAAAAAUCCCAUUUUAACACCAUUAAUUUUACAUUUGGACCCAGAAACAGGGUUGUUUUGUUAUCGCUCAACAAAAUGGCCAAAAUGUUUCUGCUAUAGGUGCAACAUCAGCAAUGUUAAAUGGUGGCUGGGGUCGACAACUUCUCUGGCGGAAACCCUGAACUGUUCAAAACUUUUCAUGGCAAGCUUGUAGAGGGGUCGAGGGCUUUGUUUCUGCCGCCGAUUGGUAUUAAACCAACCCUCCUGUACGUCUACAGCACCACACGUUUUCCUGCAAGUUCAGCUGCUCACCUCGUACGAAGGGGAAGGGUGGCAAAUGGGUUUUAGGCGGUGGGGGGGGGACAAUGGACACUUCACACCAAGGGCUAAAAUGAAUUAUCUUUGUGUGUCUAUGCUCUGUACAGUCUCUGCUUCUCAUUUUCAUUUUUUCCUGUGAGUCGGGAGGCAUGCUCGUGCAUAUUUUUCACAGAUAUUUUUAUUUUUAUUCUUCUUGCUUAGAGAGAAAAAAAAUUUAAAUGCAAGGAAAUUGUGCAAAGCAAAAGAACUUUUGUGUACCAUGUAAAGACACAUAACCAUUUUAAAAAGCUGCGGGAGAAGCGUUGACCAUAAUGAUGUCAUAUUUUGUACAUUUUUUUGGUUUUCUGGCUGUGAGAUGGACCUUCUGGCCACGCUGGCUGGAUAUACCCUUUCUGGGGUUUCAAGAGAGGCCUUGUUUAAGGUUCCACUCUCGGGUUGUAUUUCGAUAAAGACAGACAUGAUUGAUUACUGCGUGAAGCUUCCUGCCAGCCAGUUUUAGUGUUUUAAUACAUGUGCUCACGUGUUAAUGGUUUAUGUAGAAGUUCCCCCUCAAUGACACUAUGAACGCUAUCAUCAUGAGCUCUCUUUCUUUCUCUUCUACUUAAACAUGUAUUUAUUUUUUUAAUCUCUGUGAGUUUUAAUGUAUAAUCCUGGAUUUUCAGUAUUAAAAACUUUCUAGUGGAAUUAAAAAAAAAAGAAUAGAAGAAGAAAAACCCUUUGUAUACACAAGAACAAAAAAGAGCUGAUGCAAUCAUAGAGAAAAGAAGAAACGCAUGACGGUGUCAGAAGCCAGUGUUGGUGAUGUCAUAGUGCUGACUUAUGAUGUCACGGCGUGUAUGUGCGUACAUGUACAUGCGUCUGUUUUAGUUUGUGUGCCCGUGCGUGUAACUUUCUGUGUCUUCUUAUUCUUCUUAGGAAUGCUGAACCUCAUUAUUAUUUAUUUUUCUUCUUUUUGUUUGGACCAAACUCGGAGUACGUCUUCAGCACUCGAGUCACUGCGUGUUCAUAUCAAGCUGUAAUGACAUUUUGAAAGCCUGUCGUUCUUUUAAAAAUUCAUUUUUUUAAAGGGACAUCAUUCAGUUAGCUUUUCUUGUCGAGCUAUGUUCAUCAAAGUGAGGACUUUUCAGACAUUUGAAAAUGUAACUUACUGAAGGCUUAUAUUGUGUCAGGUUUUGGUGUUUUAAUAGAAGCUGAGUGCUUUAAUUUAUUGGUGUUUAAGUUUGUGUCACUGAAAUUUGAGUUUAAAGGUACUUUUUGUAAACUUUGAUGUUUAAAAAUUCUUUAAAAUGUUCCAAAAUAAACAAAACUAUGAAAAAGAAAUGUGAAGAAACAACCACUGUGACUUUAUAUAUAAAACAUGCACUGUUUGGGUGCAUCAAGUGAAGCUGGAAUGGGGUGCAAAUAGUCUUACCUUUAUUUGUCAAAAACAGCACAUUUUUAUUUAUGACCAACCAACAGUUCGACUGCCUUGUCUUGAUCAACAAAUAGGUCCAAAAUUAUCAGACGUAACCACCGUGACGUCGCCCACUAGAUGAACAUUUUCAGUAUCUGACCUGACUGAAAACCUCAAUCAAAUUCUCCCAAGGGUAAUUACAAAAAGUACCUUUAAUAUAUGUCCACAAAAGCUGUUUGUCUUUUAAAAGAAAUGUUUUCAUCUGAGAAAAUUUUAAAGGCACAGAAGGUAUAAAAAGCAGCUUUUUUUAGGUUGCAAUACGGCCGAAAGAGGAGAACGUUAAUUGCAUUUAAAGGUUGUUUUUCUGUGGAGAGCAGUUGUUGCCGAUGUGGAGCAGAAUGUAAAGUGACCUGAUUUGGCUGAUUUUAGAACCAUAAAAGAGCACGAGGCAUAAAAAUAAGAAGGGAGGGUGGAUGUAAAUGACGUGGGAAUUCAGUUAUAUUUUUAAUGUCUCGCUCAUUUUUCCUCAUACCUUCAAAAGUCUGAUGCAGAUGUUAUAAUCCAUGUUCAGUUAAUUGGUCCUCUGAUCAAACUGUGUGCCUGUGUGUGUGUGUGUGCCUGUGUGUGUGUGUGUGUGUGUGUGUGUGUGUGUGUGUGUGUGUGUGUGUGUGUGUGCGUUUUAACCACUGGGGGGGUGUUGGCAGGCUUGGGCAUAUUUGUAUUCUCGAAGCUAUUCUGCAUACCUCAAAUUGUAUAAUACAUUUAUUUAUUACAUCCCCUUACAUGUCUAUUUCCAAGAAUAUCCAGACAAAGGUCUCACAGAUGUGCAACCCUUUUGUUAUUGGUGAUCGAUUCUUGCGUUUGUAGAAAUCAUACUGUUUAAUUGAUAAUAACAAUAA
Molecule: messenger RNA, 9961 nt
Organism: Maylandia zebra (zebra mbuna)
Lineage: Eukaryota; Metazoa; Chordata; Actinopteri; Cichliformes; Cichlidae
Gene: shisa7b
Product: shisa family member 7
Biological process (GO): regulation of short-term neuronal synaptic plasticity; regulation of AMPA receptor activity
Cellular component (GO): postsynaptic membrane; postsynaptic density; dendritic spine membrane
Source: RefSeq, a predicted model, not a curated record